AAGCUGAGUGCUCACUGCCUCAGUCGGUGGCAGCCAUCCUGCUAGUGUGUUGUGCAGUGCCAUCGCAGACCCUUUUGUGUCGCAAAUCCAUUUUUAAAAGCAAAGCUCUCUGUGUGGUUUAUUUUUCUUUUUAUUUAAAACAGGUCUGUAUUUUUUGUUUUUUUUUAUUGCAGAUUUCUCUGCUUCUGUUAGAAAAUCGAGCAACUGUAGGGGAUUUACGCUGUCAGUACAGAUCCCCUCCCCCACUACGGUGCACCUUCUCACAGUAUUUCAGAGAUUGGCAGUAGAGGAAAGGAGCCCUAUCCCCCAAGCUGCUCUGUCCUGGUUAGCACUAAGGCACCUCAUCUGAGCGCUUCAUCACCCUGUCUAAUGAGCUCUAAGGAUGAGCCCAGCUUUGGACACUAUGGAUGGGGAGCACUAUGCCAGCAAGGGAGUCCUGCUUGAGCCCUUCGUCCACCAGGUCGGAGGCCACUCUUGUGUCCUCCGUUUUGGCGACCAAACCAUCUGCAAGCCCCUCAUUCCCCGUGAGCACCAGUUCUACAAAACCUUGCCUGUGGAGAUGCGCAAGUUCACUCCUCAAUAUAAAGGAGUCGUGUCAGUGAGCUUUGAGGAAGAUGAGGAUGGCAGUCUGUGCCUCAUUGCCUAUCCUCUGAAUAGAGAGCAGUCGGAACUAGAAAAGAAUGUGGACCAUUCUGACUGUGAGGCUAAAAACAAGAUGAUAAAGUGGAGCAAUAAAAAAGGCAUGAUUUUGGAGAAUGACAACUUCAGCAAGGAGCGAACUCGGCUCAACCGCAAGGAGGAAAAAAUGAAGAGUCUUGCUUCCGAUGAGGAGUUUGAGAGACUGAAGGUUCCAUAUUACAAUUUGGAGAAGGGGAAUAUUGUUUCUCAGAUAAAGCACAAUCCCUGGAGCUUAAAGUAUUAUCAGCAGCAACUGCAGCGAAUGAAGGAAAACGCCAAACAUCAAAACCAAUACAAAUUCAUCUUGUUAGAAAACCUAACCUUGCGCUAUGAAGUUCCUUGUGUGCUGGACUUGAAAAUGGGAACACGACAACAUGGGGAUGAUGCUACAGAGGAGAAGAAAGCCCACCAGAUAAGCAAGUGUCAGCAGAGUACCUCAGCAGUCAUUGGAGUGCGGGUCUGUGGUAUGCAGGUGUACCAGGCCGAUUCUGGACAGUUGAUAUUCAUGAACAAGUACCAUGGACGGAAGCUAACUGUGCAGGGCUUCAAGGAAGCCCUCUACCAGUUCUUCCACAACGGACGGCACCUUCGGCGUGAGCUGUUUGAACAGGUGCUGCGGAAACUGACCGAACUGAAGUGUGUCUUGGAGGCGCAGGAGUCUUACCGUUUUUAUUCCAGCUCUCUUCUCAUCAUCUAUGACGGGAAAAAAGCACAGCACCCGGCCCGGCGCCGAGGCAGGGAAGAAGAGGAGGACCACUCGGAGGAGUCGUUAGAUGACGAGUCCGCUGAUGAAUGCGCAGGCGCGUUUGCUUUCACGCCAAGGCGUGCCAGCAGCGUGAGGGGCAGCCCCAGCAGUGGGACCGCCUGUAGCGUAGAUGUGCGCAUGAUUGACUUUGCUCAUACCACGUGCCGCUACUACGGAGAAGACAGUGUGGUUCAUGAAGGCCAAGACACUGGAUACAUCUUUGGAUUACAGAACUUGAUAGAAAUAAUAAAAGAGCUUCAGGAUGAGAAUGGUGACUGAAAUGCAAAAUGAAGUGCAAAUUAGGGGACGAUAAGAAAGGAAAACUGGUGGUUUUGUUCGGCUCUCUCCAGCUGCAGAGCUUUGGCACUGCACCGUUCCUUUCCUUGCCUUUUGUACUGCCAGCGAUGACGUUCCAUUCCCACCCCAUUCUGCCUAAGAUCGCAUCUGCCUCGGGAUCGGGUGGCAGUGCCACUGGAGCCUGGGACGGGUGAUACUAAUUCCUUCUAGUACAAUCUAGAAAGAGGGGGAAGUCUCUCAAACCACCUUCCCAUCCAUGAAGGAUUCACAAUGAAGAACGCGUUUCCAGGGGUCUGGUACCAGGGUUGGUGGACAAAACCCAAAGCUAAAUAUCUUAUUUAUUUCAAAUGUUUCUAAAAGGAAAAAAAAAAAAAGAAUAACACAUUCCAUUUAAUUUGACAAUUGAAAUACCUCUGUUACAUUAUUGUGUGUAUAUAUGUCUGAAAAUAAAAAGAGGUGUAUUGUUUGUGGUAA
This is a messenger RNA of Erpetoichthys calabaricus (reedfish), 2194 nucleotides long. It is a transcript of the gene ip6k2b, whose product is annotated as inositol hexakisphosphate kinase 2b. Gene Ontology annotation, molecular function: inositol hexakisphosphate kinase activity. The transcript is spliced from 5 exons. Lineage: Eukaryota; Metazoa; Chordata; Cladistia; Polypteriformes; Polypteridae. Gene Ontology annotation, biological process: inositol phosphate biosynthetic process; phosphatidylinositol phosphate biosynthetic process. The record is from RefSeq and is a predicted model, not a curated record. Bases 383 to 1702 code for a protein of 439 amino acids. Gene Ontology annotation, cellular component: cytoplasm; nucleus.